Chondrus crispus (carragheen) is the source of this 937-nucleotide messenger RNA. RefSeq lists its product as hypothetical. The transcript has 4 exons. The record is from RefSeq and is a predicted model, not a curated record. NCBI's taxonomy places the organism in Eukaryota, Rhodophyta, Florideophyceae, Gigartinales, Gigartinaceae. The coding region runs from base 129 to 554 and encodes 141 amino acids.
CUUUGCUUCGUACGGGACCGAGCGAUAUCCAUACCUCAUUUUGAAGCGGUCUGUAGAGUUUCUUUUUGUCUUGGUAAUCAUUUGACGAAUCACAAGAGAGAGACAUAUUUGAGUCGGUUCGAAUUCACAUGGCCUUCGUUCUUUCACCUGGAGUGGCACCUCGCCGUUUCUCAGUUUCCGUGUCACCGCAAAAAAACACCAGAUUCGUUCUUGCGAACGCCCGGCAACCGGCCCGAAUGAGUGUUCAGGAGAAGGCAAUUGAAAAAGGUGGCGGAAUGAAGGUUAUCAAAGCUGCCGAUGAAAAUGUAAUCGCGGAACUUGGAUGCCGCUCAUGGGACAAGUGGGGGUGCGAACCGAGUACGUUCGACUGGACAUAUAGUGAUGACGAGAUUUGUCUCGUUCUUGAGGGAGAUUUCACAGUGAAACCGGCUGAUGGCAGCGACUCUAUGGAUGUUCAAGCUGGGGACAUUGCUUUUUUCCCGAAAGGAAUGUCAUGCGUUUGGGAGGUCCGUAAAGCUGUAGAUAAACAUUUCCUUUUCGGGAAAUCUCUCUAGGGCAGAGGUUACCCUUGGCAUCUGGUUUCGUCACGUGCGACAAUGGUUGCACUGCACUGCACCCCAUUCCUACUCUCAUUAUCAAGCAAAAGUAGAGCCUUAUUUGUGGACCCGAAGAGACCAGGGCGAAGGCCCAAAUGAUCUGCGGAGGCCCAGAAAAUGAAUUUUGGUUAUCCCUGAAUAUGAAUCAUGACCAGCCGAAGAUCCUUAGCAGGGCUUGUGGGCGGCGCUCUAUUUUCAUGUCAUUGCAUAUCCUCAAUGCGAAGGGCACUUCUUGUGAAAGGUAGACGUAGCACUCUCAGAUCCGGGCUUUCCUGACAUCUCGCCGUGAAUAGACACAUGGGAAUAAAACUAGGGUAUAUAGUUCCGUUGCUCACCUUGAA